CUCAUGACAGUUCGGCCUCUGUUGUUACCAAGUGUUUUCCACUGAUAAUAGCGAAUGUUUCGAAUUGGAUAGAAACAAUGUGCUGAAAAAACAAAGAUUUCAUCUAACCUUGCGAACUAUCUUCUCGGCUAAAUCAUUGCCAUCAACAAACCACCGUUUUUCUCAACCGCAAGCGACCGAAGAAAAAAGUGAAACCUGACUUCAAUUUGCAAUUAAAUUGCAACCGGUGUGGUACAUGAGUGAAGAGAAAAAAACUAAAGACAAUGCAACAGUAAUCAUCAUUUAUUCACACCAGCUGCACUACAGAUUAUCAGAACGUAACGAAGUCACUGCACCACCGUGGUGGUGUCUCCGUCUAGAUUUACAUGCAACCUGGCCCGGGUUGCGUGUAGUGCCAUAUGGAUCUGUGUUGAAAAGACAGGUGAAAUCUGUGCCCCGUUCAUUAUAAUACGCAUUGAAACAUAAUCGAAGUGAGGCUUUCGUCGAGACUCAUUACGAGGCCUCUCAUGCUGUACGAGUGUUACCGGAGAGUGAAGCCACGCGCAGAAUUAUAAUAUAAUCGAGCUGGUGCAAUCGAGAAACGACCGAUCGGUGGCCACUUUCUUCGGAGGGAUGAUUGUGCGAAACUUGCUGUUUUUCACCCAUCAACUGAGCCUCAAGACUAGGUUUGUCUCGUGACGAACGAUCCGCACGGUGAAGAACUUUGUUCGGACUAGAUCGAAGCGUUAUGAGAUUUAUAAAAAGCCAUCCGCCAUCGAUAUAGAGAGGGGCCAGGUGGAAAAUGGUCUUAUCCGUAAGCAGCCUUACGACAACUCAUCGACGUCAUCACCAUCGAAACAAGCAGCGAACUUUUCGGUCGACCCAAACGACGACGGCAGCGGCAACAGUUCACGUUCGACCAGCGAACGUUUCGGAUUGGUGUUUUUCUACGUGAUUCAGUUCGUUGGUGUUGGAGCUGCGAUCGCGGGUAUCGUCCUCGUCUGGUACUACAUGGGUUGGGAAUUCGGACUGCCGGCGGUUCUGAUCGCCCUGUUGGCCGUGCUGAUCGCCAGCGGACGGUGGCGAUGGUUCUACAUUGCGGCCGUGACGGCUCCCCGGGACGUGAAAGCCCUGACUCGUUACAUCAAGCUGCUGUUUUUGGUGAGAAAAUACUCUCGUCAGAACGCAACCAUUGCGGACAUCUUCGCCGAAUAUGUCUCCAAGCAGCCUGAGAAGGCGUGUUUGAUCUUCGAAGGGAGGGAGUGGUCAUUCAAAGAGAUUAGCGACUACUCAAACCGAUUGGCGAAUGUGUUUCACACGCACGGCUACAAACACGGCGAUGUGGUUGGCCUCUUGCUGGAGAACCGGCCAGAGUUCGUGGCGACGUGGCUGGGUCUGUCGAAGUUGGGGGUGAUCGUACCGCUGAUCAAUCACAACCUGCGGAAGAAUGCCCUCGUUCACAGCAUCACGGUAGCGAAAUGUAACGCUCUGAUUUACGGUGAAUCUUUGUGCGAUGCCGUCGCCGAGGUCACAGAAACACUCCCCGCCACGAUGGCACUGUACCAGUUCAACGACACCGUCCAGCAGCCAGUGCUGGCAAACGCUAGGGAUCUGACAACACUAUUGCAGGCAGCUUCGAAGGAGCUACCGGUCACGAACGUGAAAAAACCGGACCAUCAUGAUCAGCUGCUCUAUAUCUACACUUCCGGAACGACGGGGUUGCCGAAGGCAGCUGUGAUCACACACUCUAGAUUCGUUUUCAUCACGGCAGCUAUUCAUCUGGUGGCAGGUUUUCGCACUGACGACAUUUUCUACACGCCUUUGCCCCUCUAUCACACCGCCGGGGGCAUGAUGAGUAUCGGCCAGGCGCUGGUUUUUGGGGCUACCGUUGUGAUCAGGAAGAAGUUCUCCGCUUCGCAGUUCUUUGCCGAUUGUCAAAAGAACAACUGCACGGUGGGACAAUACAUUGGUGAGAUGUGUCGGUACAUUCUCGCCACACCGCCCUCCGCCACAGAUAAGGCGCAUCGGAUCAGGCUAAUGUUUGGCAACGGACUGCGUCCUCAAAUUUGGCCACAGUUCGUCGAACGAUUCAACAUUCCUCGGGUAGCCGAAUUCUACGGUGCUACCGAAGGCAACGCAAAUAUUGUCAAUCUGGACAACACCGUGGGAGCUAUUGGCUUUGUGUCCCGCAUUAUUCCAUCCAUCUAUCCAAUCUCGAUCAUCCGUGCGGACCCUGCCACGGGAGAGCCCAUUCGCGGUAAGAAUGGCUUAUGUCAGCUGUGCCAGCCAAACGAACCCGGAGUUUUCAUCGGUAAGAUUCUGCCAAAUAAUCCGAGCAGGGCGUUUUUGGGCUACGUGGACAAGAGCGCGUCGGAGAAGAAAAUCGUACGGGAUAUCUUCAAGAAGGGCGACGCGGCAUUCCUAUCGGGCGAUCUGUUGGUAGCGGACGAACGGGGAAAUCUCUACUUCCGAGAUCGCACCGGUGAUACAUUCCGGUGGAAGGGUGAGAACGUGUCGACGAGCGAAGUGGAAGCCGAAGUUAGCAACGCUUCCGGCUAUCGGGAUACCGUUGUCUAUGGCGUUGAGAUUCCAAACCUGGAAGGACGGGCCGGUAUGGCCGCAGUGCUCGACCCGGAACGUCAGGUGGAUCUGAUCAAACUGGCACAAACCCUCAAGGGAACCCUUCCCCCGUAUGCUAGGCCUAUGUUCGUACGUCUGCUGACGAAGGUUGACAUGACCGGAACGUUCAAGCUGAAAAAGCUCGAUCUGCAAAAGGAAGGAUUCGAUCCGAACGUGAUCGAUGACGCUCUCUUCUAUCUGUCCCCCAAGGGUUCCUACGAAAGUCUAACGAAGGAAGUGUAUGAGCAAAUCAAGCGAGGCGAGAUUAGGCUCUAAUGGCAGAACCUCCUUCUUACUCACAGAUGUAUGCCCAAAGCGGGACUUGUUAAAUUAUCAUUCGUUAUCAUUGUUCACACUCAAUACGGUUCUCAUCUUCCCAAAUGUCAACAGCAGAACAACUGUGAUAUCGCUAGCGAAAGGGUGGGCUUUGCUUCGUGGAAGAAGACAGACAAAGAUUAAUCGAGCUGAACCUGGGGAGGUUGUUGCGCUUCCCAGAGGAAUCCUAUCCAUUAAUAUAUAAGGCAGUACUUAUCUAGGAAAUAAAAGAGGUUUACGGAUUAUUUUUUAAGAUCACGGUAUCCUUUAUUAUCCGUUCACUGUAAAUACUGAUAUGUCUAGGCUGGUUGGAGGACCGAUCAUCGAUCACAAAGAAUGUGUGGUAUUAUUUGUACGUGAUACUGUUUCGUAUGUUUGAGCAAAUAUUUGCAUUUAAGUAAGGAAGUGGGAGUGUGUGGCAAUGAAUGAAUUCACAUUACUUGAAUAAAGUGAAUAAAAUCUAUCUAAUGUUGA
Messenger RNA from Toxorhynchites rutilus septentrionalis, 3387 nucleotides. RefSeq names its product long-chain fatty acid transport protein 4 (gene Fatp1). Gene Ontology annotation, cellular component: endoplasmic reticulum. Gene Ontology annotation, biological process: triglyceride homeostasis. The coding region runs from base 991 to 2874 and encodes 627 amino acids. The record is from RefSeq and is a predicted model, not a curated record. The transcript is spliced from 8 exons. NCBI's taxonomy places the organism in Eukaryota, Metazoa, Arthropoda, Insecta, Diptera, Culicidae. Gene Ontology annotation, molecular function: long-chain fatty acid-CoA ligase activity; long-chain fatty acid transmembrane transporter activity.